AUGGCGCGGGGAGCACCGGCGGAGCCACGGGGAAGCCCGAGCGGCCCCACAAGCCGAGCGCCCUCUUUCCCCGGGUUCUCACCCAAAACAUCGAGCUACUCCUGGGGGUUGGAUCGAUUCGAGAAGACCAACGAGAUGCUGCUCAACUUCAACAACCUCUCCAGCGUCCGCAUGCAGCAGAUGAACGAGCGUUUCCUCCACCACACCAAGACGCUGGUGGAAAUGAAGAAGGAUCUGGACAGCAUCUUCCGGAGGAUCCGGACGCUGACAGGGAAGCUGGCGAAGCAGUACCCGGAGGCUUUCAGCAACAUCCGCGAAUCUCCCAUCCUAGAAGACGACGACGACUUCGACCCCGUCCCGAAAAGCACGACGACCACCAUCGCUACCUCUGAGCAGAGCACGGAGUCCUGCGACACCAGCCCUGACAUCAUCUCUCCCACCAUGAGUCAGGAUUUCGAGGAUUUAUCCCAAGGCCGCUAUGAUUUACCGGCUGUGAACGGACAGAGUCUCACAGACGAAGACACGGCCAACGACCUGGACUAGGCGUGCGGGUCCUGCGCCGCCACCCGCCCCCGGAGAACUUUCUACCUUGUAUUUAUAUUUGUGUGUUUCUCUUUUUUUCGGGAAGAGGGAAGCGAAGGCUGAGAGGAGCGACGGCCGAGCGAAGAAGGGCACCCUCCUGCCUCUAAACUGCCGCCGUAGUGUAAACCCCCCGACUCGCUUCGGGGUAAAUCAGUAAAACGUGGGUUUGAAACGCC
Molecule: messenger RNA, 758 nt
Organism: Aptenodytes forsteri (emperor penguin)
Lineage: Eukaryota; Metazoa; Chordata; Aves; Sphenisciformes; Spheniscidae
Gene: KXD1
Product: KxDL motif containing 1
Exons: 4
Coding region: 1-543 (180 amino acids)
Biological process (GO): lysosome localization
Cellular component (GO): BORC complex
Source: RefSeq, a predicted model, not a curated record